This is a messenger RNA of Pocillopora meandrina, 8492 nucleotides long. Lineage: Eukaryota; Metazoa; Cnidaria; Anthozoa; Scleractinia; Pocilloporidae. The record is from the annotation of a GenBank genome assembly.
UGUUCUUUAGUACAAUACUUUUCCUUUUCCGUUAAUUUGCAUGUUCACAAUGCCGCUUUUGUUGUGCAGGCGCCUUGCAUAAAAUGUACAUUAACAAAGUCAGUCUGGUGUGUAUUUUUGUUAUCUGUGUCACAAGUUUUGCUUUCGACGGGUUACAACUUGCGUAGAUUGCCAAAGAUACGUUUAACUUAGUAGAUAGGAAAUCUUUGCGUAAGGUGAGUGUUCGAUGUCUUCUGCUUGUUGUAAAGAGUAGAGUUUUGACUACAGUUUUGUUUAUAAUGUUGUGCUUGAAUAUUUAAAGCUAAGAGGUUCGAUUUGGUUAGUCAAUAACGCACGACACACUUGCCAAAACCGUGCGUAGGCGAUUAAAAUUUCACUUUUAUAGAAAUGUGCGAGUUUCGCUCUAAUUGUACAAUUAUUAUGUAAUACACGGUUGGCCAUGAAAUAUCAACAGCUUGCAUGCUCGUGAUAGCGGCCUCCUGCGUUCGAUCGGUUGAAGAAAGGGGGGAAACGAAGGGUUUGUUGAAGCUAGUUUAACUCUAGUAAUACAUGAAAAUUUGAAUGUGACGAAGAACAAUCUUCAUCGUCGACCUGCCAAUGUUUGAAAUUUAGAAAAACUGAAAUGUAGCGAUUUAGGAUUCCAGCGAGUUUUCCUCGUAUGUUAACACUGCAAACACAAACAUCUUGAGUCAUUGCUUCGAACAAUGAUCUCAAACAGGAGCCCUGUCUCAAAGUAUUUUGCAUGAUCUCGAGCCUUUGGCUUACACAAAUGAGGCUAUGCAAACUUAACAUACAUGGUGUGGUUCAAUCUUAUCCUUGGUUCAAAUUUUAUUUUCUUUUGUUUUUGGGUAUUGUAAUGUAUGAUAAUGAGUUUGAAAUAAAGGAAAGUAAUAUUUGAACAAGAAUAAAAUUGAACCACAACAUAUACAAGCGAGCCAGCUUUUAAAACUUUUACCAAAAUCAAGGCCGAAAUUCGAGUGUGCUUAUUUCACACACUUUAGGAUUUGGAUUGUAUUUUGUCCAUUUAAUGUUAAUGACUAGGCUGUACGUCUCAACAUGGUUAAAAUCUAUAAUUAUAUUACACAUGAGCACAAUAUAAACUCAUCUGCCGCACAAUGCCUUUUCGAAGUGCAUUUGCUUCAGGCACUAAAAUGGUAGACAGUCUUUAGCUAAUUUACAUGUCGCGUUGCUAAGCCAUUUUGAAAUGAGUUUGGCUGGCCUGCUUUGGAAACCCCACAUACGGUGACAUUCAAACCAAGAAAAAUAUGACGUAUGUGUAACAAAUGGUUUAUAAAAAAUUAGUCUCCAAUGAUCUCUAUUCCUUCCAGUUCAACCCCACACCAUGACACUCAGUGUGGAUGGCUUCCUUACGAAGAUUGGGGGUAUGGGACGGUUCCAAUGGAUGCUGGUCUUUGUGGUGGGUAUCAUGAUGGUGCCUGUCACCUUUCAGCCCCUCAUCAUGGCGUUCUUUGGAUUAGAGCCCCCCUGGAAGUGCGCUCAAAACAGCACCGUUUGCAACUUUACAGGUGAGUAGCCGUAUUCUCCGUUACCUCAGGGGAAGGACGAAUGAAAGGACAUCAAUGGGGUUUUAUAAAUUGAUUUAUCAAUUUCCUUUUUUGCUUCUAAGUGUGUUUGACUAUCUUGCUUUCUGGCUUUAAAGCGAUUUUCUUCUGAAAAUCAAAUUUCUCAAGCUUUUGUUCCUCACUUUGUUUGGUGAUUUCCGUUCUAUUAACAUGUUGUUGUUUUUGCCUUUUUAGAAGAAUUCGAUAUGUCAUCGAAUAACCCGAACAAGGAUUUCAGAUGCGAUAUUGAUGACAGUGAAUGGGAGUUCACUAAACCAUACACAUCCAUCGUCACAGAGGUGGGCUCAAUCUCUUCUCACUUCGUACCAUUACGCCGCCGUAAAAUCUCCCAUAAGUCCCCUUGAUAAGGCUAUAAGUUCUGAUAAGUACCCACUUUCUAAUUUUUCCCCUUCCACCCUCCCCCCCCCCACUCCGCUUCCCUUAGUUUAAAACUUCACAUCGAAAAACUGUGCCAAAUAGCUAUCACGUUUUUAUUUUAAUGUAUUUGUGUGAGGUAUUGUUUCACUUAAUAAUAACCUUGUAUUUGAAAACCUACCAAAGUUUCAGUAUUUAAUUUUUUUCGACUAAAUUAUUGCAGACUGCAUACGUUAUUCAUUAGAACUCGGCGAGACUGACUCACAUUCUAUGACUCAGUCAGUUACUGUCAAGUUUCUCGCUCCACCCCUAUCUAAUAAGUCUCCCUUGUCAGUAGGGUCCCCCGGAAGCAUUGGAAACUAAGAAGCCCCGCUCCCUACGGGCCAAUUUGCAAUAUAAAGCACUGAUAUGGUUAAUUACCGUAUCACUUCGAAUAAGCGCCUGGGCACUUAUUAAAAAUUUUCAGCCAAAAAGAGGGGCGCUUAUUUUAAGGCGGGUGCUAAAUUCGAAGGGGGUGGGCGCUUUUAAGAAAGUCUUAUUUGUACUGAUUCCGCUGUAGUUGAAGCUUAAAAAGUUACAAAUUAAGUGGAAGUAGAUCCAUAACUCCCUUUUAUCCCUACUAUUUAGGAAAGUGAGGGAGGAGGGGGAAGGCGCUUAUUCAACAAGGGUGCUUGAUUGGUAUCAUGGUCCACGGGGUGGGCGCUUAUUCAGAAGUGUGCUUUAAAGAGGGUUAACGAUUAUUUGAGGAAAUACGUUAUCUAUGGAAUGCAAAGUAAAUGACCUUCGACUUCUGAUCAACAGUGGCGCUUGGUGUGUUCCUGGUCCACAUUGGCUUGGGUGACCACCUCGAUCCAGUUCCUAGGUUGGCUUUUUGGUAACGUGAUAUUCGGAGUCUUAUCUGACAAGUAUGGCCGCCGAAAAGUUCUCUUCUUUUCAUGCAGUAUGGUUUGUUGGGUGGCAUUUGCCAGUUCGUUUGUUCCUUGGUAUUGGUUAUAUGCUGUCUUAAGGUUCAUGAUCGGCUUUGGUCUCGGUAUGUAUGAAUGGUAGUCACAGAACACUAGAUAGGAUCGAACUAACAGACUUGAUCCGUCAUAGAUCUGAAUUCAAUUGAAUUCGCUCUAUGAUUGGUAAGGCAAAUGCAUGUCACCUUCUCAACCAAUCAGAGCAAAACUAAAACGAUUUGCGAUUUGGAAAGUCGCUUCAUACAGUUUUUUUUUGAGCUCUCAUUAGCUCUUUUUAAAAUCUUCCUUGGCUCUGAUUGGCUGUUGUGAUUACAAAUGCAGGUGGAGCCAUUGUGUGCCUCUUCAUUAUGGCAACUGAAUUCGUGGACCCCAAUCACCGCGCCAUGGCAGGCACUUUUGCGUGGUAUUUUUGGACUGGGGCCUUGAUGCUGGUGGCUCUGUUGGCUUACCUGAUUAGGGACUGGAGGAAACUUUCUAUCGCCACCUCGGCACCAGGCCUCGUACUUUUCAUCUUUUGGAUGUAAGAUGGCGAUGAGUUUUGAUUGCUUUAUAUAGUGGUCGGAACCUGCUUGAGUCAAGCAAACGGCGUAAACAUAAAAAUUUGUUUUUAAUACAGACUAGUUCCUGAAUCAGUACGCUGGCUGACAACGCAUCAACGAGUCGAAGAGGCGGAGAACAUUCUCAAGCGGGUGGCAAAAAUCAACAAAAAGCCCAUGCCCGAGGAGAACUUGGGUCUACCUGACAAUCAGAGGACUACAGAGAAGGAGGCUGGGUUUAUGGAUUUGUUUGGAUCCCGCUCGAUGAUGAAGAAAACUAUUAUCUCUUGGAUCUCUUGGUGAGAGAAUAAAUUGAGGAUUUUUAAGCCUCUAUAAACUAUUCUGGUAUUCUAUCUCUACCUGCCUGUCUGUACAUUGAUUUAUUUGUAGUUUAUGCAAUUUUUUUUAAUUGAAUGUCGAAAUUAAUCCGGAAUUUCUUUGUUUUUGCUUUACUUCGUUUUGUGAUUGGUUCAGAAAAUUCGCGCCACUUUCUCGACCAAUCCGAUUCAAAAUAAAACCAAUCGCACCUCGGUCACGCCAGUUUUGCUGCGCUUCUGGCAGUUUGCUGUUAUUCACUUUGGAUUCUCUCGACUGCUUUGUUCUGAUUGGCCAUGAUGAUUACUUUCACUUCAUUUUACGACACUUAAUCAAAGUGUCGUUCGUUUGUGUUAUUCCUUAUUCACUUUUUUUUCUAAUUGCCUACUUUGAACCGUAAUUUGUUUAUUACUGUAUAUUUUUACCUACCUACAAAAUGUAAUAUUACAAUAUUUAAAUUGGCAUCCGACUAGUAAAGCUUCCUGUGGCUACUUUACUGACUUAUCGAUUUAAUAUAUAUUUCAUAAAAUUUUAUCUUAAUUAUCUUAGGUACAGUGAAUUGCCGUUGCUGUGCGAAUCGCCACUCAACGUAUUUUUGAUAUCAUACAUUUGUUUCACUAUCUUAAUCUUUCUUAGCUGCAAGCGCACGGUCUGUUUUCUGCUUUCUUGACAAUUCCUGCUUGGAAACCAGAACUCAACAAAACAGAAUGACAUUUUUACCUUCCGCGAAGGAGCGAUCUUGUAAAAUUCUAACCAGUUCAUUGUCUUUUCCUGACAGGUUUGUCAACGCACAAGUGUACUUUGGUGUUUCGUUAGGUUCUGUCAUGUUGGGUGGUAACAUUUAUCUCAAUUUUUUCCUAACUUCGCUGGUCGAACUUCCUGGCAAUGCCUUCGCUAUUUACGCCAUGAACAGGUUGGUUUUCAUAAUCGUAAUCUCUGUCUUAUCUUCACUUAGCCUUCGUUAUUUUCACAGCUGAACGCGCGUUUCUCCGCCCACGGGAAGAUUUUACACGGGUCGGGGAGAGGUUUACUGGGGUCUGACACUAAUACCCAGAUCCCUUGCAGACCUCUAAACGGCUUUCAUUGCACAAGAUCUCAAACUUUCCCGCGGGCGAAAAAGCACUCGUGCCGUUACACUAAUAAUAAGGGCCGAUGCACUAAGCUCAGAUCAUUUUCAGGGCACUUAUAUACUCCACUUUUUUCGAGUAACUGUGAAAAAGCGAUCGAUAAUAUCAUUUUCAUCCAUUUUUUGUUUCAGUAGUAAUUUUCUUACCUUUUUCACUGCAAAAUUAAUUUGUUUUCAUUAAGCAUUCUCGUUCAUCCUUUUUUAAGAAUUUUGGUUGUAUCCUACUGACCUCUGAUCCUUUUUUUCUUUCUAGAUUUGGGCGUAAGAAAGUAGUUGUAAUAGGUUUAGUUGUGGCAGCCAUAUCAAAUCUAUUAGUUACUGUUUUUCCUUCUGAUCCUGAUAAUUCAGGUAAGGUAGAUUUCGGACAAAAUCUUUCUUUUCUCAUUUCACAUUUCGACCUUCACCCAAUGUUAGAUAGGACUGACCUCUCAGAUACAUUCUUGGUAGUAUAGUAUUGCAUCUCUAGGCCCACUUUGAGAAACAAUUUUUUCUUUUAUUUCAGCUUUGCAGAAACAGGAAUACAAAUCCUAGUUAACACUCUAACUUUCUCGUUUUGUCCACUUUUGUUCUCCUACCCGUCCCAGGCGUUCAGUUCGUAAAACGUACCGAUAUAAUAAACGGCGCUGUGACAUCGGUUGACUGAAAUUGAGGGAAAUUUGGGUCGAGUAAGGACUUUCCCCUUUUAUUCACUCCUCCGCUACUGUCGCAUUUACUACAGCGCUUGGUUUAAGUAACUAAAGGCCUACCACAGGCCAUCCUGCUUAUACUCUUUUACGUUGUCAGUGAUUUCUCUUUUUUCUCAAUUUUACUCUGUAGGAUACGCAGCAGGACGUAUCAUCUUUGCUAUGAUUGGGAAGUUCUCUGUUAUGAAUUCGUUUGAUGCCAUUUUUGUGUUCUCCUCAGAGUUGUUCCCGACUGUAGUGCGGUAGGGAUCGUUAUUUUCAAGUUAUCAAACAAAGUUUCCCCUCUCUUAUUGGAAAUCUUUAAGUGGUACACAAAGCUGCCAGUUUCGUUUAUACUGAUCUAUGAUUAGCGGUCGGUUAGCUUGCGUAGCAUGCGCUAAAUUUAACUAGGGGCGAGUGAUUUUGUCAGGCAAGCCACAUGCGCGCGAGAGCUUUUUUGCAUGACUCUCGCCAUCUUGCCUUUGUUCGUUAACUGUGAAACCUAAGGUACUUAAAAAUUGUCAUCCAGAAUACUUAAAGUCUGUUUUACCUUCGAUUAUUAUAUUUUUAAUAGCCAUUUAAACUCGGUUCUGCAACGGCGCUGCUAACAACGGAUUGUUUUGGUCCCCGCAUUUUUCGGACAAGAAUUCAAGUGCGAAAGGGAAGUUGUCUUGUUCUAAAAGUAAUUUAAAAUAAAAAUUUUCUUUUCUCACAGAAAUAUCGGCCUCGGUUCAUCUUCAGCUGCGGGCCGUUUUGGUGCGAUCACAUCACCAUUUGUGUUAAGCUUGGUAUGUACGACCCUAUGAUGAGCUAAGAAUUAAAGAACUGAUUUGCGAGACUGAAGUGAAAAAUAGCGUACAUGACCCUCAGCAGUGCUUAAACCCAACCUGAACAAGCUUUUUUUUUGCAGAGUAAGUACAUGGUUCAGCUUCCUUAUAUUAUCAUGGCGGUAGAUGCCUUUGUGGCAGGAAUUCUGUGUCUUCUCCUCCCUGAGACUAAUAACACUCCGACAGCCGAGACACUUAAGGGUGCUGAAGCUUCCGGAGCUACUGAUCUAAGCCUGUUGGCAGCAAAAGGCGAAGACGAAGAGGAGGACCCCGAGAAAAUGACUGUAAUGUAGGGAGAUCUACAGCUAGUAAGAGGGGUUAGUACCUAAAGUCCACUCCUGGUCAGCGUAAGCGAUGUAAAUUAGCAUCUAAUUCCCAACACUUUGUAGUUUCUUGGAAGGAAAAUUUUACUUAAACUUUCUGCUUGUUUAUUAGAGGAACAGAAAGAAACAGCAGUGCUUUUAAUCUAAGGCAGGCUUUCUUUACUACAGAAGUAGUUUUUGAGUAGACAUUCUCGGUUUGGCGUGCAUGCAGUGGUUUGAGUUUUUGAAGAGAUUUUAGAAUCCUAGACGACUUGUUGCCAGAGGUAAAACUGUAUACCAGCGAGCCAUCGGGAAAUCCAAUUGCGUUUUUAAAAGUUACUGAUAAGAAAAGUGGGCAUUUAAUCGGAACUAGUACAAAAGAUCGUCUUCUCUUUUUAAAUUCGGGGUGCAAGGCCAUCGAUCGAUCGUUUCUACCAAGUGCACUUUUCACCAUUUUCGUAACUCUACUCCAGUUACAAAAAUCUACUACAUGUCAAGUAUUAGACCGCAAGUAGUCACGCCUUUUCGGCGAAGUCCGUUUCGCGUCCCAAAAAAUCGGCGGAAAAGGGACUGAUGAUAACGCGCCGCGCGGAACUCCAGGAGAGAGGUACACAAAAAGUACCAAAAGAGUUCCGUACAACUCGUUGACGCCAAUUUCUAUCUUUUUUGUUGUUUAGUUUUUUAUUUUUACCCGCGCGCCAGACUUCGCCAAAAAGGAGGGACUUCUCCAGUCUAGUAUAGUAACAUUAAUUAAUCAUAGGAGUUAUUAAAACUGUUCGAUUAAAGCUGGUUUAUUUAUAUUUAUUAAUGCCACUGACCAAACACAACCCUAUCCUUGGUGAAAAGAGUGCGUUUUGAACAGGCGUGAGUUAUUCAGACGGGCACUCGCGAGCUAACGAGCAAGAAGUCACGCGACAGAUCGCUCGUGGAGAAAAAAGAGCACUUUAUUAAUUGUUGGUAUUUUUUAUAACAAAACUAAAUGCAAAAUACAAAUUUUGAGGGGCUACGAUAUAAAGAUUGCUAGAGAUUCCCGAAAUGUCGAACUUUGUCAAAACGUCGGUGACUGUCACCGUAUCCAUGGUAACCAUUCCUUUUCAGGACUACUCGGACCUCACUAUAAAAACUACAUUUAUCGUUAUGAAUUGUAGCUGCGAAUCUGAAUGGUUUUGCCGAGGGAAAUGUCGGUCAGACGUGAAAGCUGAGUAAAUACAAUACUUUUUGAAGAAGGAAGCAUAGACAAAUCUGCUAAUUCUGGAGCUUAGUCAAGAGAUAAAUCAUUCACGAAAGAGAAUAAUUUCGAUUAUUUUUUUUAAAAAGAUAAUCAGAGUAAUGUCCUAAGAGAUGAAAAGAUAUUCAAAAUGAUUUCCUAAGUUAUAAAAAUGUGCAAAAAAAAUGUUUUUAUCCAAAGUAGGAUGUCCUCUUAAGCCUGGAACAUAACCUAAAUACUUUUCACUUUCUUCGGCGCAUUAGAACUUAUAGCAAGGCAGUGUAAGCAUUGUUUGCUUUCAUUUUAAGGAAUAGUGUCGCGAAACUGACGCACGUACAGUAAAUAGUUCUAUAUUAGAAAAUCUCUUCUUUGUAGAGAGAAGUUAUUGGAAUAUGACCAGGAAGAAUUUUAAAGGUCAAUUUGUAAGAGUCAGUUCACCUAGUAGAUAUCAUUCAUUAACUAAAGAUGAUUCCACAGAAAGAAAAGAGGUCAAACGAUUUUUUGUAACUUUCCUUGAAUGUUCCCAACCAAUCUUUGUUUCGAUAACUGCAAUGAAAAAGUAAGUCACCGUGUUCGCUAAAGAGAUCUGAUAGACCAAAUUUACCUCGUACAUUGACU